GGCAUUGAUGCAUCAUCUAUCUAUCGCAGGUCUCGUCUUGUACAGGAUCUGUAGCGUCACAAGAGAAACAUCUCGUUCACUUACUAUGGAUGCGAUCGCCAGUGGUCGGACGGAUCUGAUGAGAGUCAAGCGGCUCAUCCUCGAAUCCGCACUCGUAUACACUGUUAUUGUGAUUCCGACAGUCGUGACUCUGUUCGCAAGGAGCGCCGCUUAUUACAGUUUUGCCAGCGUGGUGAGCCUUGCAUAUACGUGGUGCGACGUCGUUCUGAUUCGCGUCUACUUGCACCAUAGUUCCCCGAAGCGACGGGCUUAUCCUUCUAUCUUGUCCCAGUAAGAACCGGCAAAAGAUCCGCUACAGAGCCUCCUGCAGA
Molecule: messenger RNA, 371 nt
Organism: Laetiporus sulphureus 93-53
Lineage: Eukaryota; Fungi; Basidiomycota; Agaricomycetes; Polyporales; Laetiporaceae
Exons: 1
Coding region: 86-334 (82 amino acids)
Source: RefSeq, a predicted model, not a curated record